AUGUUUGGUGAAGAGCCAUCAUUUCCUAGAAGUAAAGGAGAUACUACUGAUAGUAAUAACACUAAUAGACCACAAAAAAGAAAAUUUCCUAGGAAGUCAGAAGUAAAAAAUAAAUCAAAUCAAAAAGUAGACAAGUUUCUUGAUGAUGAACAGAAGAAAAAAAAUCUUUAUAUUAAAGAAAAAGAAGAACAUUCUUUAGUUUGGAAAAAACAAUUUUGUUUGUCAUAUGCUACUCCUGGUGUUUUAUGCCUUGCAGUUGUUAAAGAGAUCCGUGAACUUUAUGUUCUUUUGGAGACAUCAAAUUCAGUUAAGUUAAAACUUCCUGCUAAUAUGAUCUCAUAUCAAUUUGCCAAAGCUUCAACUAAUGAAGAAAUUUCACUUUCAUCAAUUGUAACUAAAGGACAAAUGUUAGUUGUUAAAGUUGUUAAAGGAAUAGAGGAAGGUGCAAAAACAAAUGAAAUUACAGUAACAUGUAUACCAAAACAAGUAAAUUCUCAUGUUGUUUCUGGUAAUAUUAAUAUUGGAACAGUUCUCGUUGGGGUACUUGAUAAACUUGAAGAUAAAGGUGCUAUAAUUGAUCUUGGACUUAGUAGUGGUUCUAAAGGUUUUGUUCCAUAUAAUAGUUUACCAUCUUUUGUUGAUUCUUCAAAGUUACAUUUAGGACAACCAUUUUUAUUUUCAGUAACUCAAUGUUCCUCCAGAAUUAUUCAAUUAACAGGAUAUAUUGAGGGCAAUGUUCCAUCACCCGAAGUAGCGAUGCAUUUUGAUAAGGAUAAACUUUUUCCAGGUAUGGUAAUUAUGUGUUCUCCGGAUGAUUUUACUAACACUGGUGUUUAUACAAAUUUUGGAAAUAAUGUUAAAGGUUUUAUUGAUAAAUAUGCAAUGCCACCAAGAUUCAGAGAAGAUCUUAGUACUUUUAAAAAACCAAUUAAAGGAGUAAUAACGAUUUCUAAACCAUCAUCUCCUAUGUUAAUAAUAAAUUGUAAUCCAGAUAUUGUUGCUAUUUCAAAACCAGAAAAAAGAUUAGUAUUUGAUGGUUAUAAAAUUGGUGAUACUAUUGAAUGUGUUGUUAAAGAUAUUCUAAAUGUUGGUUAUUCAUUAGAUCUUCCAGUAAAAGAAGAUGGAAAACCAUGUUUGACAAAUGCAUUUUUAAAAGAAAAUUAUGGUGGAAAUUGUGAAAAAUUAAAAGUUGGUGAUAAAAUUUUAGUUAGAGUGAUUAACUAUAAAAUUUUUGAUAAAUGUUUAGUUGUCACAAAUAAACCUGAAGUUAUGAAACAAAAAAUUAUGUCAUUAGAAAAUGUUGUACCGGGAAAACUUAUUGUUGCAACUGUUCGUGGUGUAACUGAUUCCUGUGUUCGUUUAAAGAUAUCAGAUACAGUACGUGGAACUAUUCCUAAAAUUCAUGCUACAGAUAGGCAAGUAAAAAAUUGGCAACAAAAAUUUGUUGUUGGCAAUAUGUUAAGAGUUCGUCCUUUGUUUAUUGAUGAGGAUUCUGAUAAUGUUAUUUGUACUGCUAAACCAACUUUAUUACAAUCAACAUAUCCACCAGUAACAAGUGUAGACAAAAAGUAUUGUGAUAUGAUCACACAUGGUUAUAUAAUAAAACAACUUCCAAAUGGAUAUUUAAUUUCAUUUUAUAAUAGAGUAAUAGCAUUUAUGCCUAAUAAAUAUGCAGAAACUUUGACACAAACAAGUAUUGGAUCUCCAGUAAAAGUGAGGAUUAUGAAUGUUGAUGUUGAAAAGAAAAAAGUUAUUGUUUGUCCAUCACAUAUUAAUCCUGUAGAUCAUACAAAAGAAAAUUCAAAUAAUGAAAAAAAAGAAAAACAAACUAAGAAAAGUAGUAAUUACAAGAUAAAGAUAUAUACAACAUAUGAAGCUGUUGUUAAAGGACCAUGGAAUCACGAAGCAGGAAAUCCUAGUUGUAGUAUUGAAUUAAUCUUACCAGAAGGAAAUAUUGGAAGAUUACAUGCUUCAGAAUUAGAUCUUUCUAAUUAUAAACUUUAUGAUAAUCCUGUUAGUAUGUUUCUUCAAGAAAAUACUGGAAAAUCAAUAAGAGUUAAAGUUAUUGAAAUGAAAAAUUUGAUGCUUAGUACAAAUUCUGAAAAUACUAAGAAAAAAGAUAAUCCUGUAAAGCAUGUUGAAAAGUUUAAGAUUGCUGAAUGUACAUUAAAGAAACAUAAAAUUGAGUUAGGAAGAAAAUCGGGAAAACUAUUAAAUUAUGCCAAGAAAUUUAAAGUUGGAAGUAUUGUAAGAUGCUUUGUUACAAAAGUUACUAAUCCAAAAAGUUUAUAUGUUGAAAUUAAUCCAUACGUCAAAGGAUUUAUUGCUAGAGAAGUUUUAAAAGAUAUUUCUAAAGAUGAUGGAAAAGAAUAUGAAGAAGGAAUGUUUAUAGAAGGUAAAAUUACAAGUAUUAGUAAAGCUCGUACUUAUCCAACAUUACAAUUAGCAAAUCUUGAAGAUUUAACUAUAGGUAUAAAUCAAGAAGUUACAGGAAAAAUAUUAUCCGUUAAAACAUGUCCACUUCGAAUUUUAGUAUCAUUACCUGGACAACAACUUGGUGUACUUAGACUUUUUGGUAUUUCUACAGAUUUUAAGGAGGCUCUUGAGCUUUUUAAAGAAUUUGAAGUAAAUGAUUGUUUUACUUUUAAAGUUAUAUCUUACAACAAAACUAAAGAAUCUUGGAAUCUUAUUUCAAAACUUGUCUCUGAUACUAUAGCAAAUAACCCAUCUUUAGCUGAAAAAAUAUAUUUUUCUAGAAGGAAAAUUCCUUUUGAAACAGAAAUGAUAGGUCAUGUAAUAUCAAUUAAGGAUAAUUCAUGUCUUGUUGAUAUUUCUCCUUCAGUUACUGGUAGUAUGACUAUUACGGAAAAUGAUAAAAUCCACAUUAAUGAUAUAAUUAAAUGUGCUACCGUUAAAGGAAAGAAAGAUGAAAUGCUUAAACUUAAAUAUGUUAGCACUAUUUUCGAUGGUAGCUUAAUAAAGAUUGAUAAUAGUGAAAUUGAGGAUAAAUCUAAAUUUGAAGAUGUUAAUAGUGGUCACAAUUCAACAAAUGAUACUGUUAUGGAUGAAGAUAUUCCAGUUACUGUUGUAACUUCAGAUAGUGAAUUAAGAAAUCCAGAUGAAAAUAUUUUUAAUGAUUCAUCGGAUGGAGAAUCUGAAACUGAAGAAUCAGAUAAAAAAUUAAAAAACAAAAAAAGAGAGAAAGAAAAGUUUGAUAAUAAUAAUGAAGAGGAAAUAGAGGAAGAAGAAGAUGAGGAUGAUGAAGAAGCAGAAGAGAAUGAUGAAGGAGAAGAAGAAGACGAUGAGGAAGAAGAGGAGGUAGUAGUGAGGAAAAAACCAAAAAUUGAUCUUGCUAAAGAAAUUAAAAAUCUUAGUGAAACUGAAAAGGAAAAAAUUAUAUUUGAAAGACAAGAACAAAUAAAUGAAAAUAAUAUGGAAAUUAAUAAUGAAGAUGAUUUUGAGCGAUUACUUACAGGUUCUCCAAAUGAAUCAAUGCUUUGGAUUAAUUAUAUUGGUUUUUAUCUUGCCAAUGAAAAUAUAGAAAAAGCUCGUGAAAUUGCAGAACGGGCAUUGAAAACAAUCAAUUAUAUGAUGGAAGAUGAAUUAUACAAUAUAUGGGUUGCUUAUUUAAAUAUGGAGUCUAAGUUAGGAGAUGAAAAUAGGAUUAAAAAAAUUUAUGAAAGAGCUGCAAAUAAUGUUAAUGAAUAUAAAAUUAGUAUGCAAUAUAUUAAAAUUUUAAGAAAUGCAACACUUUAUGAUUUACUUGAACAUCACAUUGAGAAAUUUCUCAAAAAAUACGGUCAUACUGAACCUGAAAUAUGGUAUAUUUAUGCUGAACACUUGUAUUUUGUUGAAAAAGCUGAACUUGCAAGAGAAUUACAAAAGCGUGCUUGUUUUUCUUUACCAAAAAAAAUGCAUGUAGAUGUAUUAUGUAAAUUUGCUCAAUUAGAAUAUAAACUUUGUGAUCAGGAGCAAGGAAAAACAAUGUUUGAAAAAAUUGUUCAAGUAUAUAAACAAAGAACAGAUGUUUGGAAUGUUUAUUUAGAUUUAGUUAUAAAAAAUGAAUCUCCUAAAACAACAAGAGAUUUAUUUGAAGAAAUAAUAAAAAUUCCAUUUGGUCCAAAGAAAUUAAAACCAUUCUUUAAAAAAUGGAUAAAAUAUGAGGAAAAACAUGGAGAUUAUAAAUCUCAAAAAUAUGUUCAUGAAAAGGCACAAGAAAUUGUCAAUGACUCAAUGGUGAAUUUGGGUUUAAUAUAA
Molecule: messenger RNA, 4257 nt
Organism: Strongyloides ratti
Lineage: Eukaryota; Metazoa; Nematoda; Chromadorea; Rhabditida; Strongyloididae
Product: Protein RRP5 homolog
Exons: 3
Coding region: 1-4257 (1418 amino acids)
Biological process (GO): rRNA processing
Cellular component (GO): nucleolus; nucleus; small-subunit processome
Molecular function (GO): RNA binding; protein binding
Source: RefSeq, a predicted model, not a curated record